This is a messenger RNA of Cornus florida, 1291 nucleotides long. Its product is annotated as ribulose-phosphate 3-epimerase, chloroplastic. Lineage: Eukaryota; Viridiplantae; Streptophyta; Magnoliopsida; Cornales; Cornaceae. Gene Ontology annotation, biological process: pentose-phosphate shunt; pentose-phosphate shunt, non-oxidative branch; carbohydrate metabolic process. The coding region runs from base 132 to 986 and encodes 284 amino acids. Gene Ontology annotation, molecular function: metal ion binding; D-ribulose-phosphate 3-epimerase activity. The transcript has 10 exons. The record is from RefSeq and is a predicted model, not a curated record. Gene Ontology annotation, cellular component: cytosol.
UUUUCAAGACUCUCGGCUGAUGAAGGAUUGGUGAGGGAAAAGAGAGAGAGAGAAGAGAAAACACCUAACUUUUUCUCACUACCAAACCGUUAUAACAAUACCCAGAACUUAGAGAGAGAAACCAGAGAGAAAUGGCUACAGCUUCUUUGGGUUCAUCAACUCUUGCUCAGUCCCAGAUCAAUGGAUUUGGCGGGGGUCUUAAGCUUCAAAAACCAUCUCUCUUUCAACCCAAUUCACUCACCUUCACAAGGAGAACAGUUCGAACUGUAGUGAAGGCAACGUCACGGGUUGAUAAGUUCUCCAAAAGCAACAUCAUUGUUUCUCCAUCUAUUCUCUCUGCGAAUUUUUCAAAACUGGGAGAGCAGGUAAAAGCAGUGGAGCUGGCAGGUUGUGAUUGGAUUCACGUUGAUGUAAUGGAUGGCCGCUUUGUUCCAAAUAUAACAAUUGGACCUCUUGUGGUUGAUGCCUUGCGCCCUGUAACAGAUCUCCCAUUGGAUGUGCAUUUGAUGAUUGUUGAACCUGAGCAGAGAGUGCCCGAUUUUAUUAAGGCUGGAGCUGACAUAGUCAGUGUCCAUUGUGAACAAGCUUCCACUAUCCAUCUGCACCGUACAGUUAAUCAAGUUAAAAGUUUGGGAGCUAAAGCUGGAGUUGUCCUAAACCCUGGUACCCCACUAACCACGAUAGAAUAUGUCCUUGAUGUUGUCGAUCUGGUCUUGAUUAUGUCGGUAAACCCUGGAUUUGGUGGGCAGAGCUUUAUUGAGAGCCAAGUUAAGAAAAUCUCUGACUUGAGAAGAAUGUGUGCAGAGAAGGGGGUAAACCCAUGGAUAGAAGUAGAUGGUGGAGUUGGUCCUAAAAAUGCAUAUAAGGUUAUUGAGGCUGGAGCCAAUGCUUUAGUCGCUGGUUCUGCUGUGUUUGGAGCUAAGGAUUAUGCUGAAGCAAUAAAAGGAAUCAAAACCAGCAAAAGGCCUAUAGCAGUUCCAGUAUGAAGUUUGAACUCCAAAUAUUUAAUUCAAGUCAGUUCAUAGUUUCGACGCUCUUCGUUCUCCCAUGGCAUCCACUACAGACCAACACUUCCUGGCUUCUUGUUGUUGUGAGAUAUAGUGUUACUUUGGUUGUUUCCCUGGCAUCAAAAGAUGAAAUAAACGAUAAAAAUAAUUUCUGGUUAAGAAUUCUGCUGCUACAAAAUUUACGUAGCAUAUCUUGCACAGGAAGAUGAUAAUUUGGAUUUCUUUGUCACAAAUUCCCCCCUGUAACAAAUCAUUCUCUCAAUAAUAUGCAGUUUAAUAAAGAA